UAGUUGGUGCGACCAAAGGUACAAAGGUUGAGAGCUUUUAAUUGGGACCGGGGGUCGUUAAUCAUUCCAGCUUGCUUUGGUUGGGUUGCCGUCUUCAUCCUCCAUUUUGCUAUAUAUUUCUCUCAGAAUCUAACAAAACCCAUUCACCCCAUAACUCACAUACACACCUCCACCGCCAUGAUUCUUCAUUAUUUAUAAACUAAUUGCCAAAAACCCAUCGAACCCAUCAUCCCAAAACUCCCUCUCAUUCCUUCCAAAUCGAAAGAAAAAGACAAAACCCAAGAACAAAAAGACGACAAAGAUUCAGCCCAUUUUUGCAGUAAUUGAAUUUUGGGGAAGGAGAUGGGGGCGUACAGAGCGGACGACGAUUACGAUUACUUGUUCAAGGUGGUGCUGAUCGGCGACUCUGGCGUCGGAAAAUCGAACCUUUUGUCCCGGUUCACGAGGAACGAGUUCAGCCUCGAAUCCAAGUCCACCAUUGGCGUCGAGUUCGCCACCAGAAGCAUUCGGGUCGACGAUAAGGUUGUCAAGGCCCAGAUUUGGGACACCGCCGGCCAGGAAAGGUAUCGUGCAAUCACAAGCGCAUACUAUCGAGGCGCGGUUGGGGCAUUACUUGUCUAUGACGUUACUCGUCAUGUUACAUUUGAGAAUGUGGAGAGAUGGCUGAAGGAGCUUCGCGAUCACACAGAUGCCAACAUUGUGAUCAUGCUAGUGGGAAACAAGGGAGAUCUGCGUCACCUGCGAGCUGUUUCCACUGAUGACGCUAAGGCGUUUGCUGAACGAGAGAACACCUUUUUCAUGGAAACGUCUGCCCUCGAGUCUAUGAACGUCGACAAUGCUUUCACCGAAGUGCUGACCCAAAUCUACCGCGUUAUGAGCCGGAAGGCCCUUGACAUUGGGGAUGACCCAGCAGCCUUGCCCAAAGGACAAACAAUCAAUGUCGGGGGAAAGGACGACGUAUCAGCUGUGAAGCAAGUCGGGUGUUGCUCUACGUAAAAUUUGCCGGAAUUUUUCGAGUGCCUUUUGACGUUCUAUCGGGCGAGGUCAUGUCCAUACACAGAGGUUGACCUGACUCCACGACAUUGCUUUCUCGACAGGAUAUUAACUCUUUGAACACUAUGCUUCAGAUGCUCGAAAGCUUGUCUAUGUUUAGCGCAAAAUUUAGGAUGUUAAGGAUAUGUUCUUGUUUUUUCCUUUGAUUCGAUUUGAACUACUUGCUUCCCCUUGUGUAAUUAUUCUUUCUUGGUUGAGUUUUAUAUAAAGUUUGGUUGUUUUUGAGCUGAAA
Messenger RNA from Pyrus x bretschneideri (Chinese white pear), 1285 nucleotides. Its product is annotated as ras-related protein RABA1f. The record is from RefSeq and is a predicted model, not a curated record. The coding region runs from base 343 to 996 and encodes 217 amino acids. Gene Ontology annotation, molecular function: GTPase activity; GTP binding. The transcript is spliced from 2 exons. Gene Ontology annotation, cellular component: endosome. NCBI's taxonomy places the organism in Eukaryota, Viridiplantae, Streptophyta, Magnoliopsida, Rosales, Rosaceae.